UUUUGUCAAUUCAUUUCUUUUUUAAUGAAACACCUUAUAUAUGGAAACAAUAUAUUCGAUUCCAUGACAGUCCGAUAGAGUCCGAUAGAGUACGAAAACGAUCAACGAAGAAAGGAAGAAUUUCACUGAGGUAGCCCAUUGGGCUUUCUCGACCUAAAGUGCAAAGAGAUGUCGAUUCGGACGGUAGUCCAUCGUUUUAUACAAAAUGGUCGGGCUCUAUUGCAUUCCUUUAGAAAUACUGAGUGCUUCUACUCUAAUUACCAUCUACGGAACUAUCGCGACAAGAUACACGUUAUACAAGUAGGUAAGUCCCAGGGCUGUCUGCCCCCGGGUAAUAGCAAUGUAUCAAGUACAGGAAAACAUCUUGGAUAUUUGGGAGCCCAUGCUCGACGAAUCUUUGUAGAUAAUAUUUUAAAACGAGUAACUAAUAGUUUAGCUGCAGAUUUACGUAGACGAGCUGCUAGUAAAUUAGUCUUUGGUGGAGAUUCUGCUCCAUUUUUUGCUUUGGUUGGUAUAUCAUUGGCAUCUGGUACUGGUAUUUUAACAAAAGAUGAUGAAUUGGAAGGAGUAUGUUGGGAAAUACGGGAAGCUAUAUCAAAAUUGCAAUGGAAUGCACCACAAAAUGAUAAGAAUUAUGAAAUAAUUAAAAAUGAAGAAAAAAUUACUUUAAAGGAUUUCAUAAUUGGUCCAAUUAUUGCAAAAGGAUGUUCAGCAGUUGUUUAUUCAGCAAGAUUUAAUGAUAUUCCCAAUGGUGAAAAUCAAAAUCAAAUAAAAAUUGAUGACAAAACUGAAGAUUUAACUAUAUUUCCAUUAGCAUUAAAGAUGAUGUUCAACUAUGAUGCUGAAUCAAAUGCAUUAUCAAUUCUAAGAUCUAUGUAUCGGGAAACUGUUCCAGCAAGAAGACAUUUAAAUAACAAAGAAUUAUCUGAAUGGGAAAUAAAAAUGACUGAGAAGAAAAUUAAGCUUACACCACAUCCAAAUAUUGUAGCAAUGUAUUAUGUUUUUGCGGAUAAGGUACCAGUUUUACCGGAUUCAUGGAAAAUGUAUCCCGAUGCAUUACCUGCAUGCAUUAAUCCUCAUGGUUCAGGAAGAAACAUGAGUUUAUUUCUGCUAAUGAAAAGAUAUGAUAUUACAUUGAAACAAUACUUGAAUGAUCAUAGAUUGAGUACAAGAGAAUCGAUACUAUUAUUGGCUCAGUUAUUAGAGGGUGUGACUCAUUUGAAUACACAUGGCAUUGCACAUCGUGACCUCAAGAGUGAUAAUAUUCUGUUAGAUUUGUCAGAAGAAACAGACAACUGCCCAUCUUUGGUAAUCACAGAUUUUGGAUGUUGUUUAGCAGACAAACGUCAUGGCUUAUAUCUGCCUUACAAUACUCAUGAUAUUGAUAAAGGUGGUAAUGUAGCUUUAAUGGCGCCGGAAAUAAUUACAGCAGAACCUGGUCCAUUUACCAGUAUCAAUUACUCAAAAGCUGAUCUUUGGACAAUUGGAACUAUAGCAUAUGAAUUAUUUGGUAUGAAAAAUCCGUUCCAUAAUGACAAAGAAGGAACUUCUCUUAAAAAUUAUAAUUAUAAUGAGAAAGAUCUCCUACCUUUGCCUAAUCAUAUACCAACAAUUAUUUCUGCAUUGAUAAAAAAUUUAUUGUCGAGAAGCUUAUAUAAGAGACUUGAUACAGAAACCGCAGCAACUAUUGUACAAUUACACUUAUGGGCACCGAGCAUUUGGUUCAAAAGUGAAUGGAAAUUACCAUCAACUAAUGAAGUUAUGCAAUGGCUUCUAUGUUUAACUACAAAAGUACUUUGCGAAGGACGCAAUUCCACAAUACAACUAUCAGAAAUAGUGCAAGAUGAAAAUGUUCAAAAAAUUGAAAAAAAGAAAUCUUACAAUAGAUUACUUUCUACUAGAUAUUGUGGAAGACGUACUAUGCCAGAAUAUCAAUUAAUCGCUAGUUUCCUUGGUAGAGUUACGCUUAGUAACAUUAGAACUGCAUUAAAAUGGAUUCAACAGAACAUAUAAUAUAUUUUACAACAAACAAAAAAAAAAAUAAUAUAAAGAAAGUAUUUAUGUCUUGCAUAUCGAAAAAUAAAAUAUAUUCUAUUAUUUAUCAGCAUGAAAAAAAGAAGAUUAUUG
This is a messenger RNA of Apis laboriosa (Himalayan honeybee), 2127 nucleotides long. It is a transcript of the gene Pink1, whose product is annotated as serine/threonine-protein kinase Pink1, mitochondrial. The transcript has 8 exons. Gene Ontology annotation, cellular component: mitochondrion. Gene Ontology annotation, molecular function: protein serine/threonine kinase activity; ATP binding. Lineage: Eukaryota; Metazoa; Arthropoda; Insecta; Hymenoptera; Apidae. The coding region runs from base 169 to 2013 and encodes 614 amino acids. Gene Ontology annotation, biological process: protein phosphorylation; regulation of apoptotic process; autophagy of mitochondrion. The record is from RefSeq and is a predicted model, not a curated record.